Rhodotorula toruloides NP11 is the source of this 621-nucleotide messenger RNA. Its product is annotated as glycine-rich RNA binding protein. The transcript is spliced from 8 exons. Bases 1 to 621 code for a protein of 206 amino acids. NCBI's taxonomy places the organism in Eukaryota, Fungi, Basidiomycota, Microbotryomycetes, Sporidiobolales, Sporidiobolaceae. The record is from RefSeq and is a predicted model, not a curated record. Gene Ontology annotation, molecular function: RNA binding.
AUGAGCGCCAAGAUCUACUGCGGUAACCUCUCUUGGGGAACCAACUCGGACUCGCUCCGCGACGCCUUCUCGCAGUUCGGCCAGGUGAUCGACUGCAUCGUCAUGACUGAGCCGGGAACGGGUCGCUCGCGCGGCUUUGGCUUCGUCACCUUUGCCGACCAGGCCGCUGCCGACGCCGCGAUCCAGACCAUGAACGAGCAGGAGCUUGACGGUCGCCGCAUCCGCGUCAACAUCGCCAACCAGCGCACCGGCGGUGGUGGAGGCGGUGGAUACGGUGGCGGAUACGGUGGCGGCUCGGGCGGCUACGGCGGUGGAGGAUACGGGGGUGGAGGAUACGGUGGCCAGUCCGGCUACGGCGGCGGCUACGGUGGCCAGUCUGGCUACGGCCAGCAGGGCCAGGGCGGCUACGGUGGCGGAUACGGCGGCCAGCAGGGCUACGCCGGUGCCCAGCAGGGCUACGGCGGUGCCGAGGGCUACGGCCAGCAGUCGGGCGGAUACGGCGGCUACGGCUCGGGCGCACCUUACGGCGGUCAGCAGCAGGGCGGCUACGGCGGCCAGGGUUACGGCCAGCAGCAGCAGCAGCCCCAGGGCGGUCAGGGCGGCUACGGCGGCGGAUACUAA